This is a messenger RNA of Hibiscus syriacus, 809 nucleotides long. Its product is annotated as agamous-like MADS-box protein AP1. Bases 17 to 754 code for a protein of 245 amino acids. Gene Ontology annotation, cellular component: nucleus. The record is from RefSeq and is a predicted model, not a curated record. NCBI's taxonomy places the organism in Eukaryota, Viridiplantae, Streptophyta, Magnoliopsida, Malvales, Malvaceae. The transcript has 8 exons. Gene Ontology annotation, molecular function: DNA-binding transcription factor activity, RNA polymerase II-specific; RNA polymerase II cis-regulatory region sequence-specific DNA binding; protein dimerization activity. Gene Ontology annotation, biological process: positive regulation of transcription by RNA polymerase II.
CUUGUGAAUUUGGGAGAUGAGGAGAGGUAGGGUUGAGCUGAAAAGGAUAGAGAACAAGAUUAACAGGCAAGUCACUUUUUCCAAAAGGAGAAAUGGGUUGUUCAAGAAAACUCAUGAAAUCUCUGUUUUAUGCGACGUCCAAGUCGCUUUGAUCGUCUUCUCUGAUAAAGGGAAGCUCUAUGAAUGCUCCACUGAUUCCUGCAUGGAGAAGCUCCUUGAAAGCUAUGAAGGGCAUUAUUAUGCUGAGAGGCAGCUUGUUGCUACUGAGCCUGAAUCUCAGGGCCAAUGGUUGGUGGAGUAUAACAGACUAAAGGCUAAGCUUGAGCUGUUGCAGAAAAAUCAAAGGCAUUACAUGGGAGAAGAUUUAGACUCAUUGAGUCUCAAAGAGCUGCAGAAUUUGGAGCAGCAGAUUGAUACGGCUCUUAAACACAUCCGAUCCAAAAAAAACCAACUCAUGUGUGAGUCAAUAUCCGAGCUUCAAAGAAAAGAAAAGGCAAUAAAAGAGCAAAACACCAUGCUAGCAAAGCAGAUCAAGGAGAGGGAGAAGACAGUGGCGCAUCAAUUGCUGUGGGAGCAGCAAGAUAAUGAUAAUGUCUUGAAUACAUCAUCCUUUUUGCUGCAACACUCACAUCGCUCUUUGAACAUUGGUGGCAUGUACCAGAAAGAAGCAACAGAAGUUAGGGGGAAUGAACUUGACCUUACUCUCGAUCUCGACCCAAUUUCUUCGUGGCAUCUCGGAUUCUUUGCUUCAUGAAAUUUGGUGGAAUAUAACAAUGAAUUCUCUAGGGGUUAAUUAUAAAGUUUCUGUU